Molecule: messenger RNA, 3243 nt
Organism: Prunus dulcis (almond)
Lineage: Eukaryota; Viridiplantae; Streptophyta; Magnoliopsida; Rosales; Rosaceae
Product: MDIS1-interacting receptor like kinase 2-like
Exons: 3
Coding region: 1-3243 (1080 amino acids)
Biological process (GO): protein phosphorylation; hormone-mediated signaling pathway
Cellular component (GO): plasma membrane
Molecular function (GO): protein kinase activity; ATP binding; protein binding
Source: RefSeq, a predicted model, not a curated record
AUGGAAGGAGGAGUUUUCUCUGCUCAGGGUCAGAAGCCUACUUAUCUUCUUCUUCUCCUUCAUAUUUUCCUGCUUGCUUUGCUUCCAUUCAAGGCCAUUUCAUCACCAAAAACACGGGCAGAAGCUUUGCUAACUUGGAAGAACACCUUUGCUUCUGCACCACCUUCUCUCACUUCAUGGUCCCUCACUAACCUCAACAAUCUUUGCAACUGGACUGCCAUUGUUUGUGACCACAGCACCAAACAAGUUUCCCAAAUUGACCUCUCCAACUUCAACAUCUCUGCAACACUAACCCAUUUCAACUUCACCCCAUUUCUCAAUCUCACCCAAUUCAACCUCUAUGGCAACAAUUUCACAGGGCCUGUGCCAUCUGCCAUUGGCAACCUCUCCAAGCUCACAACUUUGGACUUGGGCGACAACUACUCUUUCGAUAAAAUACCUGUGGAGAUAGGCAAGUUAACAGAGCUCAAGUAUCUGAGUUUCGAUAAAAUUCUUAUACCAUCUUGGAUUGGAUCAAACAUAUCAACUGGUCAAAACAGACUCAACACCAUGAAACGAGUUCAGAAGCCUCCUCCGUUUCUUCUUCUUCUCCUUCAUAUUUUCUUCUUGUCCUUACUUCCGUUGAAGGCCGCCACCUCAUCACCAAGAACACAGGCAAAAGCUCUCAUACACUGGAAAAGCAGCUUUCAUAAUUCAUCAUCUUUACCACCACAUGGUGAUCUCAGUUCAUGGUCUCUCACCAACCUAGACAACCUCUGUAACUGGACUGGCAUUGUCUGCGACCACAACACCAAAACAGUUGCCCAAAUUGACCUCUCCAACUUCAACAUCACUGCAACACUAAUCCAAUUCAACUUCACUACAUUUCUCAACCUCACCCAAUUCAUCCUAUACAACAACUAUUUCAGAGGGCCUAUACCAUCAGCCAUUGGCAACCUCUCCAAGCUCACAACUUUGGACUUGGGCUACAACAAUUUUGGUGAAGAAAUACCUGCGGAGAUAGCCAACUUAACAGAGCUUGGGUAUUUAAGUUUCUAUGGAAACUAUCUCCGGGGCACAAUUCCCUAUCAGCUCAGCAAUCUCCAGAAGGUACAAUUUUUACAUCUUGGAGGCAACUACUUGGAAACUGCCGACUGGUCUGUAUUUUCCGGCAUGCCUUCUUUGACAUACCUUGAUUUUUCCUGGGCUAGUCUUGAUUCAGAAUUCCCAGAAUUCAUAUCUAAAUGUUCGAACUUGACAUUCCUGGACUUGUCUCAAAAUGCUUUCACUGGUCAAAUACCAGAACUGGUAUUUACCAAUCUGGGCAAGCUUGAAUAUCUCAACCUCACUAGUAACAGCUUCCAAGGACCAUUGCCAUCAAACUUUCCCAAGCUCAAACACCUUCAUUCAGCAGAGAACAACUUCAGUGGUCCAAUUCCUGAAGAUAUUGGUUUGAUAUCUGGUCUUCAAAGUAUUGACUUGGCUUGGAAUUUCCUUGAAGGGAAAAUUCCAUCAUCUAUAGGCCAACUAAGGGAACUCCAGUACCUUGAUCUUCGUAAUAAUUUCUUAAACUCUUCAAUCCCUUCUGAGCUUGGUCUUUGUACCAACCUCACCUACUUGAACCUGACUUCCAAUCACCUUGAAGGGAAAAUUCCAUCCUCUAUAGGCCAACUGAGGGAGCUUCAGCACCUUGAUCUUCAAAUGAAUUCCUUAGACUCUUCAAUCCCAUCUGAGCUUGGUUUUUGUACCAACCUCACCUACUUGGACCUGUCUUCCAAUCACCUUGAAGGGAAAAUUCCAUCCUCUAUAGGCCAACUCAGGGAGCUUCAGAACCUUUAUCUUCAAAUGAAUUCCUUAAACUCUUCAAUCCCUUCUGAGCUUGGUUUUUGUUUCAGCCUCACCUACUUGGAUCUUUCGAGAAACCAGCUCUCUGGGUCAAUUCCUCUAACACUAAGCAACCUUGCACAUAUUCAGAGCUUAGAUCUUUCCAACAACAAUCUCAAUGGCUCAUUCCCGACAGAGAUUGCCUUCCCACUCCUGGGGAAUUUUUAUUUGUCUCAAAACAAUUUCACAUACAAUACUUUUGUUGGAAACUCUGACUUGUGUAGAGAUGCUAGGGGCCUAUCUAGAGCGUGCAAUUCCAAAAAAAAUAACAAGAAAGUUAUAAUUGGUGUCCUUGUACCUGUUUGUGUUAUAUCAGUGGUUGCAAUUACAAUUGCUCUGAUUCUUAUGUUCCAUAAGAAAACCAAGUGUGCACUUAAGAAAAUCAAUAGUACUGCUCAAAACUUUGAGAAUUUUGUGUCAAUGAUAUUGCAAGAAGAAGUAAAAUUUACGUUUGGGGAAGUUGUAAAGGCCAUAGACGAUUUUCAUGAGAAGUACUGUAUUGGAAAAGGAGGAUUUGGAAGAGUAUACAAGGCAGAGUUGCUAUCAGGUCAAGUUGUGGCAGUUAAGAGGCUUAACAUGUCAGACUCUAACGACAUUCCAGCAAUCAAUCUCCAAAGUUUCGAGAAUGAAAUAAGAACUUUAACAAAUCUCCGACAUAGGAACAUCAUUCAGCUAUACGGGUUCUGUUCAAGGAGGGAAUGCAUCUUCUUGCUCUAUGAAUAUUUAGAGAGAGGCAGCCUGGGAAAGGCAUUGUAUGGGGUUGAAGGGGUAACAGAACUUGGAUGGGCUACAAGGGUCAAAGUUGUGAAAGGAUUAGCUCAUGCACUUUCUUACUUGCACCAUGACUGCUCUCCACCAAUUGUGCACCGUGAUGUAACUGUCAACAAUGUAUUGCUCGAGUCAGAUUUCGAAGCCCGACUUUCUGAUUUUGGAACAGCAAGACUGAUUAGUGCCAAUUCAUCCAACUGGACCCAUAUUGUUGGCUCAUUUGGCUACAUGGCACCAGAGCUUGCAUUGACAAUGCGAGUCACGGAUAAGUGUGAUGUGUAUAGCUUUGGGGUGGUGGCGCUGGAAGUUAUGAUGGGAAGGCACCCAGGGGAUCUGCUAGAAUCCCAGCUAUCAAAAUCAUCAAAAUCAAUGACGGAGGACAAUGCAGAGUUGCUUUUGAAGGAUUUGUUAGACCAAAGGCUGGAGGCUCCAAGCAAUGAAUUGGCAAAGGCAGUGGUGGUUGUGAUGAGUUUAGCCUUGGGUUGUAUACGUACGCGUCCCGGGUCUCGACCUACAAUGCUUUAUGUAGCACAAAAACUAUCAGCCCAUAGUCUGCCUUCCCUUCCUGAACCAUUUGGCAUGUUAACCCUCAACAAGCUGAUGGGGAUAUAA